ACGCGUUCUAACGCAGCGCAUUCAUUGGCUGAGCAGAGAGGACUAUCCGGAAAGCGCUGGCGAAGGCCCUUCCUUUCUGCUCGCCGCCGCCAUCAUGGUGUUCAAGCGCUAUGUACAGAUUGGCCGGGUAGCCUACAUCUCAUUUGGACCUCAUGCUGGCAAAUUAGUGGCAAUCGUUGACGUCAUUGACCAGAACAGGGCCCUUGUAGACGGUCCUUGCAGUGGUGUCAGAAGACAGGCCAUGCCAUUCAAGUGCAUGCAGCUUACAGACUUUGUUAUUAAGUUUCCCCACAGUGCUCGUCAAAAGUUCGUUCGAGUUGCCUGGGAGAAGGAAAAGAUUAACGAGAAGUGGGCAGCAACAAAUUGGGCAAAGAAAAUUGAAGCCAGAGACAGGAAGUCGAAGAUGUCAGACUUUGACCGUUACAAAGUUAUGAAGGCAAAGAAAAUGAGGAACAAGAUCAUCAGACAUGAAAUGAAAAAGCUUCAAAAGGAGGCCAAAGCUGCCAAGAAAGCAUAAUUUCUUAGAGGGCAUAUAAUAAAAUCCUGUUUAUAAAUCA
Molecule: messenger RNA, 557 nt
Organism: Pelobates fuscus (common spadefoot toad)
Lineage: Eukaryota; Metazoa; Chordata; Amphibia; Anura; Pelobatidae
Gene: RPL14
Product: ribosomal protein L14
Exons: 6
Coding region: 95-517 (140 amino acids)
Biological process (GO): translation; ribosomal large subunit biogenesis
Cellular component (GO): cytosolic large ribosomal subunit; ribosome
Molecular function (GO): RNA binding; structural constituent of ribosome
Source: RefSeq, a predicted model, not a curated record